AUGAAGGGAUUUAACUCACUUUUUUCUCAAAGUUCCCUUGUGCCACUCGCCAAAAUUGCCAAUGCUCCUUCACGAUCGUUACGACUCCUGUGGGCCGUUUUCACGGCAACAAUGUUUGUUGGUUUGUGUUCGUGUAUAACUCUGGUUGUUAUCCAAUACUGUCGUCAUCAAACUGUGUUCCAAUUGGAUUAUUCCGGUCGAAAUGUUCUAUACGAUCAAGUUCCCGGGUUUACUUUAUGUCCACAAAUUCAGGAAGCCAAACGUUUGUUCAACGAAGCUAUGGAUGUUGAACCAAAGAUGAAAGAUAGUCUGGCUUGGCUGGAUAAAGCGAAUCUGGACGCAUUUCGAAAUCGUGCUCGUAUGCUCACACCAAAUUUGACUACCGGAGCGAUCGUACAUCGUUUACCCCCGGGACAACUAUACUGGGACACUCGCAGUGUAUCACUUUCUCCGUUGUAUGGAAUCUUGCAAAAUAUUAGUGUACGAUUUCAUUUGCAACCGUCAAGAAUGGAACUAUCUCAUAGACUUACCGUUAUGGAGCAGGUAAGAAUCUUUUUCAAAUGGUCCAGGGCCGAAAUUAAUUUGAAAUCAAUGGUUAAUCUGUUCGGUUUCAGCAUUCAAGGUAAGUGUUGUCGUAUUGCAUUUUUCAUAUUUAGGCUGUCCAUUUCGAAACGUGAAGAUUCAUUGUGA
Echinostoma caproni is the source of this 690-nucleotide messenger RNA. Lineage: Eukaryota; Metazoa; Platyhelminthes; Trematoda; Plagiorchiida; Echinostomatidae. The record is from the annotation of a GenBank genome assembly.